GAGGGACGGACGGACGGAGAACUGGGCCCCCCGCCUCUUCUCGCUGUGGGAGUUUGAUGUUGUUAAUCAUGGCGGGUCUGAGGCAGACAAAGGCGCUGAGACCCACUCCUGAAGUGCAGAUUUAAGAAAGUUUCUCGCGUGGUCUUUUUCUUUUUUUAAAAGAAAGAAAAUUUAAAAAUAUAAAUGAAACAGCCAGCUCCUUUCUGGGUAAGAGAAAGCACUCUGGUUAUGUUUAAAUGGAUGAGAUUAUUUCCAAGAAUCGCAGAGGAAGCUGAUAAGGUGCAGUAACACAAUGUCACACUACACAGAUGAGCCCAGGUUUACAAUCGAACAGAUUGACUUGCUGCAGCGACUUCGGAGGAGCGGGAUGACAAAACGUGACAUAAUCCACGCGCUGGAGACCUUGGACCGACUUGACCAAGAGCACUCUGAGAAAUUUGGCAAACGGCACAGCUACAACAACAGUUCCCACAGCAACAGUAACAACGUCCCUGCUUCAUCCUCGACAGUCACAGCCGCGACACAGACACAGUACAGUGGCGCAUCGCCAUCUCCGAGUAACAGCUAUGACACCUCACCACCACCGUGCAGUACUAACCUGAAUGGGCGGGAGAGCUACAGCAACGAGAAACUGCCAGUGGCCAAUGGCAGGCUGUCACCUAACCGUUUCCACACAACCAGUAGCCAGAGGACUGGAAAUUUCCAUGCCAUGGAAGAAGAGACAGACCUGGAAGAAAGGGUUGAAGAGCUUAUGAGGAGGGACAGCACUGCUGUUAAAGAAGAGAUAAAGAGCUUUCUUUCUAAUCGGAUGAUUUCCCAGACUAUCGUGGGCCAGGUCACAGGCAUGAGUCGAAGCUUCAUUUCCCAGUGGCUCUUGCAGCAAGGACUUGACAUGAGUGAACCCAAGAAGCGGACUUUAUACAGAUGGUACCUCCUGGAGAAGAUGAAUCCAGGAGCUACCCUAAACAUGAGGCCAGCCUCAUCCACCACGGAGGAACCAGAGUGGAAACAAUCAACACCACCCGUUGGUGCCACAUCGGGCAACUUCCGUCUCCGAAGGGGCAGCCGAUUCACCUGGCGGAAGGAGUGCCUAACUGUCAUGGAAAGUUACUUCAAUGAUAACCAAUACCCAGAUGAAGCUAAGAGAGAGGAGAUUUCAAAUGCUUGUAAUGCAGUCAUACAGAAACCAGGUACAGAGCAGUGUGUUUAA
Rhincodon typus (whale shark) is the source of this 1210-nucleotide messenger RNA. RefSeq names its product homeobox-containing protein 1-like. Bases 293 to 1210 code for a protein of 305 amino acids. The record is from RefSeq and is a predicted model, not a curated record. Gene Ontology annotation, molecular function: double-stranded telomeric DNA binding. Lineage: Eukaryota; Metazoa; Chordata; Chondrichthyes; Orectolobiformes; Rhincodontidae. The transcript is spliced from 6 exons. Gene Ontology annotation, biological process: positive regulation of DNA-templated transcription. Gene Ontology annotation, cellular component: nucleus.